AAACUUUAGACACAACCCACUUUCACACAUAAUUCCUCCUGAGGCCACCAAUCCAGAGACCAUCACCAAUUUCUCUUUUGUAAAAUGAACCGGUUGAUGAGUCACCUCGGAGUAAUCCCCAGAAGAAUAAAACACCUCACAUCUUUCUAGGAAUCAUCCCUUAAACAAAACAAUUAGCUCUCAAUUAUCCAUUCUCAAUUAACAAAUCAAUUAUCAUAUUUUUAAUUAAUUUUGUCUAUAAAGUUAAAUCAAAACAACUCCUCUUUCGUCAAUCUUUCUGACAACCUUUUAUUCUCUCUCAUCAAUGGCGACAAUGAAGCUCACAACCCAGCUCAAAACCACCCCAAUUAUGCCCAUUCACCACCGCAAUUCGACUCGGUUAACCCGACCGAGUCGAGUUGGGUUCAAGGUGUUUGCAUCCGACUCCAACCAGGUGGAACCGGAUCUUAGCGUCAAGGUUAACGGCUUGACGAUGCCGAACCCGUUUGUGAUCGGGUCGGGCCCUCCCGGGACUAACUACACUGUCAUGAAGAAGGCGUUCGAUGAAGGAUGGGGUGCUGUUAUUGCUAAAACUGUUUCAUUGGAUGCUGCAAAAGUAAUAAAUGUAACUCCACGCUAUGCACGCUUAAAAGCUGGAGUUAACGGUUCCGCAAAAGGACAAAUAAUUGGAUGGGAAAACAUCGAGCUCAUUAGUGAUCGACCUCUUGAAACUAUGUUGAAAGAAUUUAAGCAGUUGAAGGAAGAAUAUCCUGAUAGAAUUUUGAUUGCUUCAAUCAUGGAAGAAUAUGACAGAGCUGCAUGGGAGGAGCUUGUUGACCGAGUCGAGCAAACUGGGAUUGAUGCAAUUGAAAUCAAUUUCUCAUGCCCUCAUGGUAUGCCAGAGCGUAAGAUGGGUGCUGCUGUAGGAAAGGAUUGUGCAUUGAUGGAGGAGAUUAGUGGUUGGAUAAAUGCUAAAGCUACUGUUCCAGUGUGGGCAAAGAUGACCCCAAACAUUACUGAUAUCAGAGAGCCAGCAAGGGUGGCACUUAAAUCAGGAUGUGAAGGAAUUGCUGCUAUCAAUACAAUUGAGAGUGUUAUGGGAAUCAAUCUCACUACCCUACGCCCUGAACCCUGUGUCGAGGGAUACUCAACCCCUGGCGGAUAUUCUUCAAAGGCAGUUCGUCCUAUUGCACUUGCAAAAGUGAUGAGCAUUGCAAAGAUGAUGCAGGAAGAAUUUAGUCCUGAACAUUCCUUGUCUGGAAUUGGAGGUGUUGAGACUGGAGGUGAUGCUGCUGAAUUUAUUCUGCUUGGAGCAAAUACUGUUCAGGUUUGUACAGGAGUCAUGAUGCAUGGGUAUGGUCAUGUGAAGAAGCUAUGCUCUGAGCUAAAGGAUUUCAUGAGAAUGCAUAAUUUCUCGUCGAUAGAAGAUUUUCGAGGUGCUUCUUUACCAUACUUCACAACACACACAGAACUGGUACGAAUGCAGCAGGAAGCUAUACAGAAAAGAAAAGCUACCAGAAAAGGUUUGGCAUCUGACAAAGACUGGACAGGAGAUGGGUUUGUGCAGGAAACUGAAAGCAUGGUUUCCAACUAAUCUUUACCAAUUGGGAGGUGCUUUGGUUUGAGCAUGCAAAAGUACAUUAUCAAAUGUAUAGAAGGAAAGGGAUCAUCAAAGGAAGAUAGAAACGGGAAACAAUCAACCUUUAACAUUGUCAAAAAUGCACAGUUAUUAUUUUCUGGACUAUCUAAUUAUCAAAUUAGCAUGCCUUCUCAUUCCGCUCUGGUGGAAAGUGAAUAAUAAUACCAGAUGGUGUACACUUCUUUUACUUUUAAUACUAGUACGUACUGUAGUACUGUAUACGAAGUACAUUUUAUGAUAUACAGUACUCUGUGUUCAAUCUUUAGGGUUACAAGAUUACUUCCUCCUCUCUAAAAUUGUUGCAACACUUUGAUUUUUGCACUAUUCAUAAAAUCUACUUUAUUUAUUUUCGA
Molecule: messenger RNA, 1971 nt
Organism: Spinacia oleracea (spinach)
Lineage: Eukaryota; Viridiplantae; Streptophyta; Magnoliopsida; Caryophyllales; Amaranthaceae
Product: dihydropyrimidine dehydrogenase (NADP(+)), chloroplastic
Exons: 8
Coding region: 305-1573 (422 amino acids)
Biological process (GO): uracil catabolic process; thymine catabolic process
Cellular component (GO): cytoplasm
Molecular function (GO): NADP binding; uracil binding; dihydropyrimidine dehydrogenase (NADP+) activity
Source: RefSeq, a predicted model, not a curated record